Messenger RNA from Tachysurus fulvidraco (yellow catfish), 1602 nucleotides. It is a transcript of the gene anxa5a, whose product is annotated as annexin A5a. The transcript has 14 exons. The coding region runs from base 217 to 1263 and encodes 348 amino acids. Gene Ontology annotation, molecular function: calcium ion binding; calcium-dependent phospholipid binding. Gene Ontology annotation, cellular component: cytoplasm. Gene Ontology annotation, biological process: negative regulation of coagulation. Lineage: Eukaryota; Metazoa; Chordata; Actinopteri; Siluriformes; Bagridae. The record is from RefSeq and is a predicted model, not a curated record.
UUCUGACUUUGUAUGCUCCAGCAGACACGUCUGGCAUCUGCUGCGCUGCGCUCAGAAUGUGACUCGUGCUGCCUUUCCAAAAGCUUCCUCUGCUGUUCCCUCCCACUGUGGAUGGAGGACAGUCACUCUCUCUGAUUUCUCAGCAGUAACAGCUUCAGUCUCUCGGAUGAAUCGGUCGAGUGUGUGACGUCAUCACGGGGCGUAGCUUGGUCUUCAAUGAAAACUAGUGCAGCGUUUAAAGAUCUGCGCUCGCGCACAGGUGAGAGGGAGAGCAACAGAUUUUACACAUCAGGAAUCUUGGAAUCUUCACUCAUGGCUUACCGAGGAAGUGUGAGACCCUUUGUGCACUUCAAUGCCAAGCAGGAUGCUGAUAUCUUACGAAAAGCCAUGAAAGGAAUUGGCACGGAUGAAGAUACAAUCCUCAUGCUCUUACCCACCCGGAGCAAUGAGCAGAGACAAGAGAUCAAGGCAGCUUAUAAGAAAGCGCAUGGCAAAGACCUGGUGAAAGACCUGAAGUCUGAGCUGGGAGGGAAGUUAGAGGACCUGAUCAUGGCUCUGAUGUUUCCCCCACGUGUCUAUGAUGCUGAUCUGCUCCAUGCGGCCAUCAAGGGAGCUGGAACUGAUGAUAAAGUUCUGAUUGAGAUCCUGGCCUCCAGAACACCUGAACAGUUAAAGGAGAUCAUCAAGAUAUACAAGAAAGAGCAUGGAGGCAAGCUGGAGAAGGACAUCAUGGGAGAUACGUCUGGACACUAUCAGAGACUGCUGCUGAUGCUUUUACAGGGAGAGAGGGAGGAGGGAGUGGAUGAAAGCAGAGUGGAGAAAGACGCCAAGGAAUUGUUCGCUGCCGGUGCGAAGAAAGUUGGCACGGAUGAAGAAAAGUUCGUCAACAUCUUGGGCAAGAGGAGCAUCGAUCACCUGAGGCAAAUGUUCGAUGUGUAUAAAAAGAUUGCUGGCUGUGACAUCGAAGAGAGUAUUUGCGGGGAGUUUACUGGCAAUCUCGAGGCAUUGCUUCUGGCAGUGGUGAAAUGUGUGAAAAGUGUCCCGGGAUAUUUUGCUUACUCCCUACGUGACUCUUUGAGGCGUGCUGGCACUGAUGACGAAACUCUUAUCAGGAUUAUGGUGUCGAGGAGUGAGGAGGACAUGCUGGACAUCAGAGCCCAGUACAAGAAGGUGUAUGGAGAAUCACUGUACCGUGCCAUACAGGAUGACACUGAUGGUGAUUACGGAAAGGCUCUGCUUUACCUCUGUGGUGGAGAUGAUUAAUUCUCACAUUUAUUUAUUGAUGCAUGGUUUGCUUAUUAUAUAUUAUUUUGCUUUAAAUUUAAAUUAGUAUUACUCAUUAUUUAAUAUUACUGUAACCACAUUUAAGCUAUUUUAUAUGAUAUGUCUUAGUAAUAGUAAUUAUAUAUAUACAUAGAUGACGGUUGAAUCAUCUAAGUUUUAUUUGAAUAAUUAUUUGUGUUUCAAUAGUUUCAUGAUUCAGUAGUUUAGUGGUUUUAGUGGGCAGUGCACCAGUGUGGAGCUACCAGAAUUUCCAUUGGCGUAGUUAAAGUGACUUGUGUUCACAUAUUUACUGAUUUAGUUUUGAAAUAAACCUUUUUU